Messenger RNA from Pestalotiopsis fici W106-1, 2361 nucleotides. RefSeq lists its product as uncharacterized. NCBI's taxonomy places the organism in Eukaryota, Fungi, Ascomycota, Sordariomycetes, Amphisphaeriales, Sporocadaceae. Bases 1 to 2361 code for a protein of 786 amino acids. Gene Ontology annotation, molecular function: RNA polymerase II cis-regulatory region sequence-specific DNA binding; zinc ion binding; DNA-binding transcription factor activity, RNA polymerase II-specific. Gene Ontology annotation, biological process: DNA-templated transcription; regulation of transcription by RNA polymerase II. The transcript is spliced from 3 exons. The record is from RefSeq and is a predicted model, not a curated record. Gene Ontology annotation, cellular component: chromatin.
AUGCCUGCUGCCAAUGUAGCCGUCGCUCCUGCGACAUCAGUCGCAUCCACACCAACCAAUAGGAAAUCCUCAGUUGCUACCGGAUCACAGCCUGAGAGGAAGUACAAGUGCCAGUUCUGCGCCAGGGCUUUCAGUCGAAGUGAGCACAGGAGCCGCCACGAGCGAUCACACACCAAGGAGCGCCCUUUUAAAUGUAUGAAGUGUCGCAGUACAUUUGUGCGCCGUGAUCUGCUUUUGCGUCAUGACCGGACUGUUCAUGCAAAGGAUGGAGGUGUCCCUCUUCACAGCGACGGGAAGCGACGUGCCGGCCCCAAGGCUCCUCGUGCCGUCAGUGGCCCUUCAAAGUCAUCCAUUGCGCUAGACAAUGCCACACUCGAACAGUUGGAAGCCAGUAGCGAAGGCAAUUUCGACGUCGAGACGGCUGCCAUGUUGAUUACCGAUCUUCAGCAUAAGACUGCCAUGCGACACAGUGGCCUGCCGUUCGAUGCAGCUCCGGGAAUGUCAGGAAUGGCAUAUGCGCAGAAUGAUUCGCCAAUGAUGGAUGCAUCAGCCAGCUUUUCAUCACAGCCGAUGCCUGACGCACUACCUCGAGGAGAUGUUCCUUGGGACGCCUUCUUGACGGAACCUAACCCCAAGGCCCAUUCUGUGAUUUCUUCUGGUUCCUUUAGCGAUCAACAGUCUCUUGCUUCUGUGAGUAUUCCAAACAUCCAGCCGCUCGCAAUGGGCCAGAGCCUGGAACUCAUUACUGACAUCUAUAAGGCCGCCAAUUCUAAGGCUCCUCAAGUACUGAACGACGAUGAGCGGAACAUGAUCUUGGACAACAUUCGAAUUCAUGACAGUGAACGGGCAAUUCCAGACGGUUUCCGAGUUCCUAACCUGGCUUCUUUGAAUCGCUACCUGUCGACGUACUUCAACCUGUUUCAUCAUCAUCUGCCGUUCUUGCACCCUGCAUCCUUCAAGCCCACCGAAGUCUCGCCAGCACUCCUUCUCGCUGUUUUGUCUAUCGGUGCACUCUAUGCCUUUGAUCAGGAUCAAGCCUACCUAAUGCACAUUGGAUCCAAGGUUCUGGUCAACCAGUUCCUGCAGAACAAGGAAAACUUCAGCUCCCGGAAAUGCCCCUUGUGGACCAUGCAGAGCUCUUUGCUGAAUAUGAUCUUCGCGAGCUGGAGUGGCGACGCGAAGGGCUUGGAGUGGGCUUGCUCAAUCAAGAGUCUCCUUGCCAACAUGGUUGCCGGCAACAGUUACGAGCUCAAGCUCCGAACAGAUUCUCGCGGUGGAGUGCAACCUACUCGUGCUGAGUGGGUCGAAGAUGAAGGCUGCCGUCGUACCUACUAUGCAGUCUACAUCUUCUUUGGCUUACUCACAAUGACGUACAACCAUACACCAGCCAUCAGCUUCAACGAGUUUGAGGAGCUACAACUCCCAUCAUCAGAGGGACUCUGGAACUCCAAAGUUACAGACGAGGAAGCAUGGCAAGAACAGCUGAAGGCUUCACCGAGUGUGACAUUCAUGGAAGCACAUGACAACCUUUUCCAAGGUGAGGCAUUGAAAUACAGUGCUUUUGCUACGCGUGUCAUGAUCAACGCUCUGUUUCUGGAGGUGUGGUACCACAAGCGCAGUCCCGAGGCUUUGCAGGAUGUCGUGACUGAGUACAAGCUCAGACUCGCUCUGGAGACCUGGGAGAAAUCCUUAGAUCUCUGUGAACCUGAAGCCGACACGGUACCGCUGAGUGCGCCAUACAAGGGCCAUCCCCUUAUCUUCAACGCCAGAGCCAUGUUUCGCAAUGCACGUGCACGUCUUGAGGUUGAUCUCAAGACGGUGCAGGAAGCUCUGCGUUACCACGAUCCUUACGAAGUAGCCGCGACCAUGUCGGCCGCCCGUGACCGCGUUCGACGGUCUGGCGAGAUGCUCAAGGUCAUUGAAGAGUGUUAUAACUGCAUCGAGACCGCUAUUCGCCAGGGAGUGCGCUGGGUCGCUCGCACCUCUCCAACCAACUGGAGUGUCGAGCACCCUCUUUGUGGCAUGGAUUUGAUGAUCAUCCUUACUUUGUGGCUCUACCGUCUGGAACAUGACGAGGAGCCUGCAUCUGAGGAGGAAGGAGCCAUGUACAUGAAGAUUCGCGCUUUGUUCGAGAACGACUCGGAGAAUCCUCUUACGUCUCAGCUGAGCUCUGUUGUCGCAAAUUUGUGGGGAGCAAUCCUCUCCGAGGUGGUCGUCUGGGGCAUCACCCGACUCAUGGGCGAGUCCUUCCACCUUCAUGCUCAAGCCCUCAUCGGUUAUGUGGACGAUGUUGAGGUGUCUUCCAAUGUGUCGACACCGUCAAUGAUCUCCCAGGGAGCUGACGAGGAUAGCGUGUACUAA